This is a messenger RNA of Helicoverpa zea (corn earworm), 1531 nucleotides long. RefSeq lists its product as uncharacterized. The transcript has 3 exons. NCBI's taxonomy places the organism in Eukaryota, Metazoa, Arthropoda, Insecta, Lepidoptera, Noctuidae. Bases 91 to 1464 code for a protein of 457 amino acids. The record is from RefSeq and is a predicted model, not a curated record. Gene Ontology annotation, molecular function: lipid binding.
AACGAAUACUUCGGCGAUAAUUUGUGACCCCUGGUCGGGAACACGGGAUACGGCCAUUCAUCGCUCAGUCAGUGUAGCUCCGUCACCGAUAUGUGGUUACAUAAACUUGUGUUCCUCUCCAUAUUCCUUGCGGUUUCUGCUCAAGAUGACACAGAAGAGGACACGAGUGAUACCGUGAAGCUAGCUGAAGGAGAGCAGAAGCUCAGUGAGAACAUUCUAGCAAUGAUCGAGCACUUCAAGCAGCCAGACCCGGUCGGUCUACCGGGAGCCGAGAUCCCUGACCCCUACCCCGUGCCCGACAUGAAACAAUCCCUCUCGUUCGGAACCCUCAACUUUAAGAACACAGCUGUACACGGCAUCAGCAAGUUCCGCAUCUUGUAUGUGGACGCCGAAAUUGGAGCAAUGGAGGUCCACGCAGGAAUGACUAUAGAUGUUUUACAAGCUCGCGGAAACUAUACUCUGUCAACCUGGUUGAACAGAGCACAAGGACCUUUCACAGUUAAUGUCACUGGCCUGAAGGUCACUGCGAAAGCCAACCUUGGCGUAGAACGAGAUGGAAAACUUCGUGCUCAAGACAUCGUCAUAGACCUAGGCUUUAACACAAUCUCCGUUAACUUUGAAAACUUGGGAUUCUUCGGUGGAAUGUUUCAAGGAAUUAUCAAUACAAUUGGCAAUUUCCUCUUUGACUCAAUCAAACCUUUCGUACUAAAAGAAGCCUACACUAAGGUCAGAGCUGAAAUUAACUCCAAACUUGAUGAAGUCGCUGGUGACAUGCAAUUCCCUAACUCUAUUUCCCCACUUGACAUGGUGAUCAUUGAUGUCCGAAAGAAAGUCCGUGACAUGCAACUGGAUCCUUACCGAAUCAAAGACUACAAUGCCACUGUAAGCGUAUUCACUGUCUCCUUAGCAAAUACUUGGCUUACUGGAAUAUCAUCUUUCCAAAGAGUUGGCAACAUAACUUUGAAAAUGGAAAAUAAUACAGCUGUUGCAGACUUCGAAAUUGGAACACAAAAACUUGAAGGAGCAACUCAGUGGGACAUAUCAGCAGUAGGUGGAUUGGUGUCAAGAGCUGGAACUGCAUCAUUUUCAGUGGAAUAUAUCAGUGCUAGAGUAAUUUUAGCACAACCACUGGACACCAGAAAAAAGCCAAUAUUUAGGGACAUAGAUCUCGAGAUCGGUAACAUUCAAGUUCGGUGCAAUGGCGCCGGUACUAUUGAUUAUGUCCUUGAAUUCACAGUAAAUGUUUUACCAAAUCUGCUGAGGUACCAGAUUAUGGACGCUUUAGAAGGUCCUCUAAGAGAACGGGUACAACAAGAGCUAGAUAAGCUCAACGUCGAGGAGAUAAUUAAGCAAGAACUGCCAAAACUAGAUGAAAUGCAGGGAACAGGGUUCAAGUUAUCAGAUCUCAAGGAGUCGGUGUCAAAUAAGAAGCCAUAUGAUGAAGAUGAAUUCUUUAACUUCUAAUAUCCCAAAGACUUCGUAUUUGAAUUUGCUAUUCUACUUAUUUAUUGAAUAAAUUAGUUAAUACGUC